This is a messenger RNA of Lontra canadensis (Northern American river otter), 5944 nucleotides long. RefSeq names its product tankyrase 1 binding protein 1 (gene CNOT12). Bases 144 to 5459 code for a protein of 1771 amino acids. Gene Ontology annotation, biological process: double-strand break repair; cellular response to ionizing radiation. The transcript has 14 exons. The record is from RefSeq and is a predicted model, not a curated record. Gene Ontology annotation, cellular component: nucleus; heterochromatin. NCBI's taxonomy places the organism in Eukaryota, Metazoa, Chordata, Mammalia, Carnivora, Mustelidae.
CCGCCGGGACUCGCAGUGGCUUGGUCCCGCGGUGACGGCGGCGGCGGCAGCGGCUGUAGCGGCAGCGGCGGGGACUGGCGUCGGGGCGCAGAGCCCGAGCCGAGCGGAGCCGGAUCCCGGGGGAGCGCGUUCUGCCGCAUGUGAUGAAAGUGUCCGCUCUCAGGGAAGGCACAGCCAUGGCUUCCCCACCGCCCCGGGAGAUGGAGGAGGAGCUGGUAUCUGCUGGCUCAGAGCCAGGUGACCCUCGGGCUAAACCUCCUGUCAAGCCCAAACCCCGGGCCCUGCCUGCUAAGCCAGCCCUGCCUGCCAAGCCUAGUCUGCUGGUGCCUGUUGGGCCUCGGCCUCCCCGGGGUCCCCUGGCUGAGCUGCCUUCUGCCCGGAAGAUGAAUAUGCUGGCAGGACCCCAGCCCUACGGUGGCAGCAAGCGUCCCCUUCCCUUUGCACCAAGGCCUACAACCGAGGCCUCUACUGGAGGAGAAGCCACUCGAGAGACUGGAAAAGAGGAGGCUGCAAAAGAAGAGGUGACCCCUUUGACACCCCCAGCCCGAUGUGCUGCCCCAGGAGGUGUGCGGAAGGCCCCUGCCCCCUUCCGUCCAGCCUCGGAUCGCUUUGCAGCCACCACAGUGGAAGAGAUCCUGGCCAAGAUGGAACAGCCUCGGAAGGAGGUCCCUGCCAGCCCUGAUCGCCUUUGGGGCUCCCGCCUCACCUUUAACCAUGAUGGCAGCUCGAGAUACGGCUCCAGGACCUAUGGUGUGGCCACAGGUCCCAGGGAUGAGGAUGGUAGGACCCUCUCCAGGGGGUGGUCCCAGGAGGGACCAGCAAAGUCUCCCAGCCAGUGCCAGGAAGAGUAUCACAAGACCCCUGAGGAGAGGAAUGCCCCUUUGGACGUGGCCUUCAACGGUGACGUAGUUCAGGCAGCCAGCUCGGACCCACCUGCUGAUAUCUCCAAGUCCUGGGAUCCCUCAAGUCCAGGCCCUGCCUCAGAGAAGGGAGGCUCCACCAGCUCAGGCCUCCCCGCUGAAGUCUCAGACCUAGCCCCUGGGUCUCCCCGACCUCGCUCACCUGAUGAGGGGUCUCCCCGACCUCACUCACCCAAGGAGGGGUCUCCCCAACUUCACUCACCCAAGGAGGGGUCUCCCCGACUUCACUCACCUGAUGAGAGCUUGCCCUGGCACUCUCAGCUUCCAGAAGCCCAGAGACCUGUGGUUUCUGGGCCCUCCCCCUGCCUCCCUAUGACCCCAGCAUCCCCAACUGUAACCCUGCCCAAUGAGGGUCAGAGCUCCUGCUGCCCCCCAAGCUCAGGGCUCCCUGUGGUGGAAGCCCCAGAGGCCCCCAUACCUGGCAGUCCAGCCUUUGAGAAGGUCUCAGGCCUGGAGCAGCCCCCAGCUACCUCUGCCCAGCCCCUGAUGGAGGGGGAUGAGUUGCUGGAUCUUCCUCGGACGUUUCCAUCUGGGGAUGUGGUGGCCCAGGGUGACCUAGACCGUCCCAUCGGCCUGGCCCAGCGCCGAUUUUCUGAAGGUGUGCUCCGGCCUCCUGGCCAAGACCAGGAGAAGCUGGGGGGCUCGCUGGCUGCCCUGCCCCAAUCCCAGGGGAGCCAGUCUGCCCUGGAUCGUCCCUUUGGGAGUGGGACAGAGUCCAACUGGAGCUUGUCACAGUCCUUUGAAUGGACCUUCCCUACGCGGCCUUCAGGUCUCGGGGUGUGGCGUCUGGACUCCCCACCUCCCUCCCCCAUCACUGAAGCCACUGAGGCCGCCGAGGCCGCCGAGGCUGGUGACUGGGCUGCAUCCAGCAGAGAGGAAGGGGUGUCCCAGCAGGGGCGAGGGGCCCGGUCAGCUCCAGAGGGGCCAGGAAGGCCUGGUUCCUGGGUGCAGGUGGAUGAUCCGGGCAUCUCCCCAACCCAGAAGGCGGAUGGGGAGAGUCAGCCACAGUCCCCCGUUCCCCUCAAGCCCUUACCAACACCAGGGGGCACACCUGGAGUGGCCUUGUUGCAGGCAGAGGAGAGGUAUGAGGAGCGGGAGCCCCUGGCUGGACAGGAGUCCGUGCUCCCUCUGGCCACCAGGGGGGCCGCUCUGCCCGUCCUGGAGCCGGCCCUGGGGCAACAGCAGCCAGCACCCCCCGACCAGCCCUGUGUCCUCUUUGUUGAUACCCCGGACCCCCAGCAGGCGUUGCCUGCUGAGGAGGAGGCCAUGACCUUGGUCCAGGCUGAAGCCGCCCAAUCUAGGACAGAACGUCGAGACCCCUGUAGCGUGUCCCCUGAGCCUGCAGGCCCUGACAGCAGCUCCCGCUGGCUGGAUGAGCUCCUGGCCUCGCCACCACCUAGUGCGGGCAGCACAAGGCGGGGAGCUGGAUCUGAGACCCCGGCAACCUGCUCUGAGAGGCUGUUAGCCAAUGUGGCGCUGAGGGAUGAGGCUGGCCGGCUCCGCGGCCCGGAGCCCAGGGCUCCCCCGCCUGAAGGAGGACUUCUUGGCUGGGCCCAGAAAGAUCUGCAGAGUGAAUUUGGGAUUGCGGCAGACCCACCUCCCAGCAGUUUUAGUCCUUCCAGCUGGUCCCAGGACACUUCUCAGAACUACAGCCUCAGGAGUGCAAGCCCUCGAGGGGACCCAGGCCUUGGAGAAGGAGACUGGACUAGCAAGCGAGGGCAAGCAGCAGGGGAAGGGAGUGCCAGGGAGUGGGCCAACAGGUGUGGCAUUGGCCAGGAGGAUGAGGUCGCCAGCCGGGAUGGGAGUGGAGUGUCUGCCCCGGGGGGCCUUUCCGCCCAGGACCGGGUGAUCGGAACACCAGCCCAGCUUGGUACUCAGCAGAGUCAGGAGGCAGAUGUUCAGGACUGGGAGUUCAGAAAGCGGGAUUCCCAGGGCACUUACUCUAGCCGGGACGCGGAGCUCCAAGACCAGGAAUUUGGGAAGAGAGAUUCACUGGGUGCUUACAGCAGUCGGGAUGUAUGCCUUCAGGACUGGGAAUUUGGGAAGAGAGACUCUCUGGGUGCUUAUGGCAGCCAGGAUGUAGAUGAGCAGAGCCAGCAGUUGGGGAAGAAGGACCACGUCGGCAGGUACGGCAGCCAGGAUGCAGACGGGCAGGACCACGUUGGCAGGUUCGGCAGCCGGGAUGCAGACGGGCAGGACCAGGAGUUUGGGAAGAGAAAUUCUUCACUUGGCACCUUUAGCAGCCGGGGUGCAGAGCAGCCGGAUCAGGAUUUUGGGAAGAGUGCCUGGAUGAGGGACUACAGCAGUGGCAGCCCCCAGGACCGAGGGUUCGGGAUGAGAGCCCUGAGUGCCGGUUUCAGCCCUGAAGAAGCCCAACAGCAGGACGAGGAGUUUGAGAAGAAGGUCCCGAGUGGUGGAGACGGUCUGGGCGAGACCAGCAGGGAGGCAAGCCAGCCUGAAGAGAGAGGGUCAGGGAGCCUCUUCAGCCCCAGCACCUCCCAGUCCCAGGACGGGGCACUGGGACAGAGAGACCAGAGCAGCUGGCAUGGUGGCGGUGCCGGCCAGGAGGCAGGGGGCCAGAGGCCGGCCGAUGCUGGCCAGGAAGACAGGGAGGUGGGCCGGCGAGGCUGGGCGGACAACUUUAGCCGUGGCGUUGUCCCCCAGCCGGAGGCCACCUUCAGCCCAGGGCAGCGCGACUGGAGCAGCGACUUCUGCGUGGAGGCCUCUGAGAGAGGCCUCCAGUUCGGCAUCAUCGGUGAUGACCGGGCGGGCGGUGCUGUCCUCAGCCCUUCUGGCCAGAUCGCAGGUGGCCCCUUUGUGCCUCCGGAGAAGACCCCGGCCGGGCCUGUGGACUGGACCGACCAGCUGGGCCUCAGGAACUUGGAAGUGUCCAGCUGUGUGGCCUCUGGGGGCUCAAGUGAGGUCAGGGAGGAGGCUGUGGGGCACAUGGGCUGGUCAGACAAGCUGGGCCUGAGAGAUGUGGGCCUGGCUGGCCAUUUGGAGUCUGGAGGGUCUGAGGAGCCCAGAGUGAUUGGGGUUGGGGAGAAGGAGGACUGGACCUCCAAUGUCGGGGGGAGGGGCAGAGAUCUGGCUGGUGUCGGGGAGGUAGGGAGCCCCAGCCAGCCCAGAGAGAGCGGCGUGGGACAGACCGACUGGUCGGGCGUGGAGGCUGAAGAGUUCCUUAAAUCAAGGGAGCGUGGGGUGGGACAGGCAGACUGGACACCAGACCUCAGCCUGAGGAGCAUGGCCCCGGGGGCAGGCUGUAGCCCCAGAGAGCUUGGGGCAGGCCAGGUGGACUGGGGCAGCAGUCUGGGCCUAAGGAAUUUGGAGGUGCCAUGUGACCUAGAGUCUGGAGGUUCUCGGGACCCACGGGGAUGUGGAGUGGGCCAGAUGGACUGGACCCAGGACUCGGGUCUCCGGGACGUGGAGCUUUCGGGGGCCCCAAGUGAAGCCAGGGAGCAUGGGGUGGGAGAGGUCAGCCAGUGCCCGGAGCCAGGGCUCAGGGACCACAGCGUCUUGUCCCCGGGCCUGGAGGCCAGAGAGCUGGGGCCUGGAGGAACAAGUGGGCCAGAGACCCAGGGUGAAGGCCGCUCCACCCCUUCCCUGGAGACCCGUCCUGAAGAUCCUGGGAUGGAGACAGGAGAAGCCCCUGGCUUUGGAACCAGUCCUGGCAGGUGCCUGGCCCGCUCCCCGCCCUCUGGCUCCCAGGGCCUGCUGGAGGAGAUGCUGGCUGCCAGCAGCUCCAGGGCAGCAGCCCGUAGGGAGUCAGCAGCCUCGGGCCUCAGGGGCCUGUUGGAGGAGGAAGGAGCCACAGCAGGUGCUGACCAAGGGGAGCCCCCGGAGCCUAGCGGGGACCCGCUGCCUUCCUGGAGGCCGCAGCCGGAUGGUGAAGCCAGCCAGACAGAAGAGGUGGAUGGCACCUGGAGUCCUUCAGGGGUCGGGCAGGGCGAGCAGGGCCCGACACGGCCCCCUCGGCGGCCCCCCCAAGGCCCUCCUCCCCGCUCUCCCAGUCAGGACUUCUCCUUCAUUGAGGACACCGAGAUCCUUGACAGUGCCAUGUACCGGAGCCGCGCCAACCUGGGGCGCAAGCGAGGACACCGGGCCCCGGCCAUCCGGCCUGGGGGCACCCUGGGCUUGUCCGAGGCCGCAGACUCAGAUGCGCGCCUGUUCCAGGACUCUACGGAGCCACGAGCUUCUCGGGUGCCGUCUUCGGACGAGGAGGUGGUGGAGGAGCCUCAGAACCGCCGGACGCGGAUGUCCUUGGGCACCAAGGGGCUGAAAGUCAACCUCUUCCCUGGCCUGAGUCCAUCAGCCCUAAAGGCUAAGCUGCGCCCCCGGAACCGCUCGGCUGAGGAGGGGGAGCCUGCAGAGAGCAAGCCGAGCCAGAAGGAGCCCGCGGUGCAGCGUUCCAAGUCCUGCAAGGUCCCUGGGCUGGGGAAGCCCCUUGCGUUACCUCCUAAGCCAGAGAAAUCCUCAGGGUCAGAAGGAUCAUCACCCAACUGGCUACAAGCCCUGAAGCUGAAGAAGAAGAAGGUCUGAGAAGUCCUCGAGGUCCUUCCCAUCUGGCAGUCUCAGGCAGUGCCCAUUCCUGUGGGGUCCCCGGCGAGGAGAUGGCUGGAGCCCCACCAGGCCCCAGGCUGCAGCCUCUGUCCCCUUCCAUGUCUGAGGAGCGUCUGGGGAGGCACAUUUAUGCACUUUGUAUCCCCUCCCUUCCCAACGUUUCCCCCCCACCCCCACCCCCUUCCCUCCUGACCAGAUUCAGGCAUUUGUGGUUGAAGGUUUUGGUCCCUCCUCCCUCGCUCUCUUCACACCUCCCUCUCUGCUUCCUCCUCCAGCCUCCCUCGGGUUUUCUUUUGAUACCAAUUUAUAGCAUUUUUUAUAAAAGCCUUUGAUUUUUGUAAUGGGCGGAGCCCUGCCCCAGCCCCAGCCCAGGCCUCCCUUCGCCCUGCCAGGUGCCCCCACAGAGACCAAUUACAUUUUGCCACUUGAAACAAUAAAGUUUUUUGGGAAUUGGUGCUGCCCAG